AGUCCAGACAUAUUACUGAAAUAAAACUAAAACUCCAUUACAAAUCAGACUCAUAUUAGACGAGAGGACAGCUGAAGUCGGACGUAUACGGAGUGACGGAACAUCAACACAUUAGCAUGGCUCAACAACAACAACAACAACCCUACCCUGGCAUGCAGCAACAGGUUGGCUACAAUCCAGGUAUGCAGCAACAACAGAUGAUUGGUCAGCCGGGUAUGGUGGUAGUAACGAACGCGCCCCAACAGUCACUCCCUAUCGUGAAAUCCUUCCGCGACACCCCACAGAGAAUGCAGUGCCCCAACUGUAGUCAGGACAUCGUAACUGUCAUGACCUUUGUACCCGGUGUAAACACUAUCGUAUGCUGUCUCAUCAUCGCUCUCCUCGGUGGCGUGCUUGGUUGUUUCAUCAUCCCAUUCUUCAUGGACAGUUGUAAGGACGUCAUUCACAAUUGUCCCAAUUGCCGAACAAAGCUGGGACGCUACACCAAAAUGUAACGAAGGCUUUCAUUGGCUACCUCUACCGAUACCUAACUGUGAUAUUCUAUUCUUACAACAUACUUACAGUCGUUAAAGUUUACUGGUGACAUCAUGGCGUUUGCAAUACUCUUCGGUGACUGUUCGCAGAAUAACAAACCGGAUUUGCUAAUUACUGGCAGAUAACCUGUGACGUCAUUGUGGUCUGAAUGCCCCGGUAAACAAAUAACAACAAACAGAAUCUUGAUACUUUGUUACAUGUUUCUUAAUUGAAUUUCGAAACAGUUUUCCUCUGUCUAAUAUUUAAAGUAUAUUUUAAAUUAUAUUUACAUAUCAAAAAGGCUGUACAUUUAUUAGUCUUAUACGCUUUACACAAAUAUACUACAGAUUUACACUGUUUUAAAGCAUAAUAUAACAACUGGAAUAAAUGUAUCUCGGUUAUAUGAUUAAA
Molecule: messenger RNA, 924 nt
Organism: Pecten maximus
Lineage: Eukaryota; Metazoa; Mollusca; Bivalvia; Pectinida; Pectinidae
Product: LITAF domain-containing protein-like
Exons: 3
Coding region: 117-494 (125 amino acids)
Molecular function (GO): zinc ion binding
Source: RefSeq, a predicted model, not a curated record